CACUUCAUGCCUAAAUUAUCAAUAAACUCAUGGCAGGAGUUCAUAAAAAAAUGGCUGCUUUUGUCUCUCUGAGCAGUGAAAUGCAAUUAGUUCAAAGCAUAUGUGCAACGAUACUAAAGGGUGGCUGGAACAAUCUCUUAACACCCAAGAUUGGGUCUAAUUUCUCCACAACAACUGUUAACGAGGUACUAUUGCAGCUCUCUUUACACACCCAUAGUCCUUCUCUUUCUUGGACGUUCUUUAAAUGGAUUGAAUCAUCGAUUCCUAGUUAUAAGCACUCUUUACAAUCUUCAUGGACAAUGCUUCACAUUUUAACUCAAUACAAAAACUUCAAGACUGCACAGAAUUUGCUUGAGAAGCUUGCCUAUAAGGAUUUCUUGUCAAAUCAAUCGGUUUUGAGUGCUUUAGUGAGGCUGCAUAAUGACCCAGAUGUGAAUUCUCAUGUUUUUAGUUGGCUUGUGAUAGUUUAUGCAAAUUCCAAGAUGCAACAAGAAGCAAUUCAGGUUUUUGAAUACAUGAGGAUAUGUGGGUUUAGGCCGCAUUUGCAUGCUUGCACUGUGUUAUUGAAUUCUUUGGUUAAGGAUAGGCUUACUGAUACGGUAUGGAAACUUUACAAGAAAAUGGUAAGAGUUGGAGUUGAAGCUAAUAUUCAUGUCUAUAAUGUGUUGAUUCAUGCUUGUUGUAAAUCUGGUGAUGUGGAGAAAGCAGAGAAGUUGUUGAGCGAAAUGGAAUUAAAAUGUGUUUUUCCCGAUCUUUUCACAUAUAAUACAUUAAUUUCAUUGUAUUGCAAAAAGGGUAUGCACUAUGAAGCUUUGUCUGUUCAAGAUAGAAUGAAUAUGGCAGGAAUUAGCCCUGAUAUAGUCACUUAUAAUUCACUUAUCUAUGGUUUUUGCAGAGAAGGUAGAAUGAGAGAGGCUAUGAGGCUUUUUGGGGAAAUUAAAGAGUUUACACCUAGCAAUGUGACUUACACUACUUUGAUUGAUGGGUAUUGUAGAGUGAAUGACCUUGAUGAAGCAUUGAGAUUGAGAGAAGUAAUGGAAGCACAAGGGCUGUAUCCUACUGUUGUUACUUAUAAUUCGAUUCUACGUAUGUUGUGUGAGGGAGGCAGGAUAAGAGAUGCAAAUAAACUCCUAAACGAGAUGAGCGAAAAGAAGAUUGAGCCAGAUAAUGUCACAUGUAACACAUUAAUUAAUGCCUAUUGCAAGAUAGGGGAUAUGAAGUCUGCUUUGAAAGUGAAGAAUAGGAUGGUGGAGGCUGGUUUGAAACUAGAUAAGUUUACGUACAACGCAUUGAUUCACGGAUUCUGCAAAAUACAGGAGGUGGACAACGCAAAAGAGCUUUUAUUUAGCAUGCUUAAUUCAGGAUUAUUUCCUAGUUAUUGUACAUAUUCAUGGCUUGUAGAUAUUUAUUGCAAUCAACACAAAGAAGAGGCAAUUAUCAAACUUCCGGAGGAGUUUAUAAGAAGAGGUCUUUUUGCUGAUAUAUCAUUAUAUAGGGCACUAAUAAGGAGGUUCUGCAAAAGAGAAAAGGUUGAUUGUGCUCAAAGAAUAUUCAAUCUCAUGCAAGAGAGGGGCAUAUUGGGAGAUAGUGUUAUAUACACUAGUCUAGCAUAUGCGUACUGGAAACUUGGGAAGGUACAUGCUACUUCAGAUAUGUUAGAUGAAAUGUACAGAAGAAGACUGAUGAUUACUCUCAAAAUUUAUAGGUCUUUUAGUGCUUCUUAUGCUAGUGAUAGCACCAUCUUAAGUCUCUUCUGGAAUCAUGUAGUUGAGAGACGUAUAAUGUCAAAGAAUUUAUUAGAAGAUAUGGAGGUAAACUAACACUCAUUAGGAACUUGGAUUUCAAUAAAGCCACCGGCUAGAAUUUCAAAUGUUAUUAUUUUAUUCGGCAGCAGUGUGGACUACUCCUCACCUUAGCCUGUGAUGGCAUGUGUUGAUUGGACUAACGAGAAAAAAGUGCAAUACUAUUCUUGCUAGUGUUCUAGAGAACCAAAAAUAUAUGGUGGAAACUUCUUAUGUAGAAUUGUGGAAGUGUAAUGCACACUGAGCUCAUCUUGUCUCGGUCCUUUUUUUCAAUGGAACUCACCAGACAACUAGCUGAUGCAGAUACGGCCUAGGAUGAUUGGACCGGAAUUUGCCCAAAUUACUACAGAACAGCUUUCAGAUCUGCAUCAUGUUUUCAGGGUUCAUAAACAUGUUACAUAUUAUUUUGUCUUGAACUGUCUAUGGUGAUCCCUUCACCCCUUUUUUCCUGUAGAAUUUGAUGCCAUUGUGAUCUUGAGUUGUUGGUCGCCAAGUUAUAUUAACAAAUAAUGUAGCAAGCCUUGUUAUGUGUAGGAAGGAGCACUUUAAGCACCAAUGAGUUUGUCAUCAAGAAGUACACUCGGGUUUUAGCAUUGAAGGAAAUUUUACAUCAUGGGGUGAAACACUCAUAGCACCACUUGUUUUUCUUGACCCAACAGGUACUCGUUGCAAAUCUUCAAAUUUGAAGUGCAAGAAAUUACCUGGACAACUCAUCACCAAAGGUAUUUUAUUCUCUGAAGUACUGAGCGAUGAAAAGUUGCCAUACAAAGCCAUUCAUGAAAAUGGAGGAAGUCCAGAUGUGCUGUAUUUCUUUUGGAAAUAAUAGAAAGUAUAUCUCUUAGAAUUUAUUUUUUGAGUUGGUAUGGACUAUCUUUAAGCAGUGUACCAAAUUUAUGUUCAUAAACAAGCAAAAGAAGAAAAGGACAACUGUAAUGAUAAGAAAAAAGAAACAAAAGAAAAAGAAAAGAAAGCAAAAUCUAGAUUGAGAACCUACAUGAAUGCUUGGAGUUAAUUACAAAUUGUAUGAGAUCUUUCUUAAGCAGCUGAAGCAGUGAAGAACGCUGCAACUGGGACGAACAAUUGAUGCUGGACUGCACAGUUUAUAUAAAUAUAUAAAUAUUUUUAUGUGUAUUUGGGCAUUUUGUAGGACAACUGGCUUUCCAUAUGAAGAAGAGAGCUUUCUUCUUUCUGUGAUUCUCUUCUUUAUGAGCUUAGGGGAUUUUGUUUUAAAUAACAUUUUCCUUUUUAAUGUAAUUUUGAUUUGGUUUAAAACCAAAUAUGUUUAUGUAUUGUUUGUGAAUUAAAGUUCAAGAAUUGUGCUGAAGAGAACAAGUUCUAAACCA
This is a messenger RNA of Jatropha curcas, 3145 nucleotides long. Its product is annotated as Tetratricopeptide repeat (TPR)-like superfamily protein. NCBI's taxonomy places the organism in Eukaryota, Viridiplantae, Streptophyta, Magnoliopsida, Malpighiales, Euphorbiaceae. Gene Ontology annotation, molecular function: protein binding. The record is from RefSeq and is a predicted model, not a curated record.